UUUGAUUUGGUCAGAAGAAAACGAAAACAGCCACGGUCAAGGCAUUAAAAUUCUGAUAAUUUCACAACAAAACCAGUCAGUGACCUUACCAGCACUCUAAUAAAACAAAACAAAGCGAGAAGCUUGUAUAAUUCGCCGACCAGUUUGCGGUUCUUCACCUACAUUUGCAUUUCAAACCACGUAGUAGUCGAUAAGAAGAAAACCCACUGCUGAUAACGAGUAGCGAAGUGACUAAACCAUUGAAAAAAACAAUGAUGAAUCAAAUAAUUUAAAAAAAACUGUGAAGUUAGACUUGUCUCAAUUGAAAAAGAAUGUCCUCGUGGGACUUUUCGUGGACGGACGUCUGUCCGUCCGGUUUGCGUCCGUGGGUGAAAGACUACAACGAUUUGGCACCGUGUUUUCAGGAGAUUUGCUUGCAGCUUCCAAUCCUGGUGCUAUUUGCCGUGCUGUCGUCGUACUAUUACGGAUCUCACUUUCGGUUGGUGUACCGGAACGGUGUUCAGCUACGGUCCAUCCGGUUGCGCAUUGCCGCCUCGAUUGGGUUGGGUUUGAUUCCGGUGUUGAAGAUUUUCUACCUGCUACGGAUUCAUGGUAAGAUCUAUCCGAUCGAUGUGCUUCUAUCGUGCGUGCAGCUCGUGGCUUGGACGGUUCACAUUGGCUUUCUGACCAGUUCGAUCAAGCGGGGAUCGUUGAGUCAUCGGGGCCCACUGGCGAUUAUCGUCCUGUGGACAUCGCUCUUGGCUUUGACCGCCAUUUGGGUCCAUACGAACAUCAAGUCGGACUAUUGGUUGUGGUACAUCGCGGACUUGGUGAUUUUCAUUAGCUACGGGUCGACGCUGAUUGCUCCGGGAAAUGCUUACUACAUAAGGGUUCAGAGGACAGCGGAUGAAGAACGACAGGCGCUGCUUUCGCAGACUUACACGAGAUUUCUGGAGGAUAUCGAUGAACCGGUGUUGGGCCCGAUUGAAGAUGAUGCCAAUUUCCUGUCGAAGCUGAUCUUCUAUUGGGUGAGACCGCUUAUUACGAAAGGAGUUGUCGGUAAGCUGAGGAAGAAUGAAGAUCUGUUUGAUUUGCCUGAAUGCCUAAAUAUGAAUUUGGUUGUGGAUAAGCUCCAGAAGCAGCUAGUGGCUGUAGGGUCUCUGUUCAAGGCACUUCAUAGAAGCUUCGGUUGGGAGUUCUAUUUGAUUGGACUUCUUCGACUGUUGGCUGAUCUCUCCGGUUUCGCCGGACCCAUCCUCCUCGGUGGAUUGCUUCGCAGUGAAAAUUUCAUCGGUAAUGGAACUAUUCCAGACAACGACAAUUGUGAUACUUGCUACACAAUAGACUUUCGUCCAUAUUACUACGCUUUAGGGCUUCUACUGUCGACUCUCAUCAGUUGUUUUGCCGGUGUGCACUUCAACUGGCGAAUGACUUUGGUAAGCACCAAAAUGCGCAUGAGUCUAGUAACGGCGAUCUACCGAAAGUCGCUCAUUGCUAAAGGCCUCCAGAAUGCCCGUCCGGAAAUACUGAAUCUUAUGUCGACUGAUACCGAUAGGAUUGUUAAUUCCUGCAUUAGCUUCCACUCGUUCUGGAGUAUCCCGUUUCAACUCUUCACGACCCUCUACCUGCUUUAUACUCAAAUUGGACUAGCGUUUCUCGCCGGGGUGAUUUUUGCCAUCAUUCUGAUCCCGAUCAAUCGCACGAUAGCGAUCAAGAUCGGUCAACUGUCGCAAGGUCUGAUGACGGCCAAGGACGGCCGCAUUGCCAUCACGACAGAAACCAUCGGUGGAGCGAAACACAUCAAAAUGAACUCAUGGGAGGAUGUAUUCAUCAGCAAGAUCGAACGGAUUCGUCGGGAGGAGGUCGGUUACUUGUCCCGGAGGAAGUAUCUGGAUGCGCUAUGUGUGUACUUUUGGGCGACGACGCCGGUGCUGAUGUGUCUACUGACGUUCGGAACGUCCGUGCUGCUGGGAGGUACGCUGACUGCGGCCACCACCUAUACCAGUGUGGCGCUGUUGAAUAUGCUGAUUGGACCGCUGAAUGCCUUUCCCUGGGUUUUGAAUGGACUGGCUGAGGCGUGGGUUUCACUCAAGAGGGUGCAGGAGCUGAUUGAUCUACCGAACAUUAACCUAACCGAGUACUACAAGCCGCUGCACCAAACGGAAACGGCCUUCUCUGGGGCUUCCCGUCGACCGGUCGUGAUCGCCAUCAAAGACGGUCACUUUCAGUUUGAAAUCCAACGCAGCCGCAAGGAGCUGGGUCUCGUUCAGGAGGACAUUGUCGAUUUUCGAAUUCUCAAUUUAAACCUUCAGAUACGGCAAGGAGACCUUAUAUGCCUGGAAGGCCCUGUCGGAGGAGGAAAAACGUCCCUGCUGGAGGUGAUCCUGGCAAAUUUCAAAUGCACCCAAGGGGUGGUGGCGAUUUCGAACGUGGACGAAGGUUUCGGGUAUGUAGCUCAGACCCCGUGGCUGCAGAGGGGAACGAUCCGGGAGAAUAUCCUGUGGGGAGAAAUGUACGACGAUACCAGAUACAAGGCGGUGAUUCAUGCUUGUGCUUUGAACUAUGACUUGAACCUUCUGAAAGGGGACAGCACUGGAGUUGGCGAGCAAGGUCGAACGCUAUCCGGUGGGCAGAGAGCACGUAUCGCUCUGGCCCGAGCCAUCUAUCAGAACAAGGGGAUCUACUUGUUGGACGACAUCCUUUCGGCACUCGAUGCUCACGUAGCGUCGCAUAUCGUGCGCCACUGCAUCUUCGGACUGCUAAAGGAUAAAACCCGAAUCAUUGUAAGUCAGCAUCCGCUGGUGCUGACUCGAGCUAAUCAGAUUCUUCACGUUGAAAAUGGUGCUGUGAGUCAGAGUGACAUCACGGCGACUGGUUCGAUGAUAAGUGACUUUGAGGACGAAGGAGAAGACCUUCCGUCGAGUUUCAACGUGGAAUAUGAACCAAACACACCGCCGAAGGAUGAUGAUAAUUUAAGUUUGGACAGUGUGAUGGCCGAAGAAAGCAGAGAGUUUGGUCAUUUGGAUAGGAAAGUACUCGGAGCUUAUUGGCAGGCGAUGGGGCGGUCGCUUGGAUUUUGGGUUAUCGUUUCGGUGCUGUUGAUGCAACUUUCGAGGAACCUUUCAGAUGCUUGGUUGGCUUAUUGGGUGGGAGCUUCCUCGCCGGCACCAGCUCCGCCUAGCAAUGGUACGAAUAAUGCAACUGUAUUGGAAUCAGAAGUGCCACAAGAAGGCAUUGCUCAUUUGUGGAGCCUGAGUACCAUUCAGAGCGUACUGAGCAUGGUACAGGAUUUUGCGUCAUCUUGGAUUAGAGGAGUAGAUCACGAUACGGAACUGGCUGACGAACUGCAACAGGAGGCACUGCUAGUGGAUACAGAGAACAAGACGCUUACAAUGUACUACCUCGGAGUCUUCACCGGUCUGGCCGUUAGCAAUUCGCUCAUAACGUUGGUCCGGGCGUUCCUGUUUGCGUACGCCGGAAUCAAAGCGGCCAAGUGCAUCCACGAUAAACUGCUGAACAGUGUGGUUUAUACAAAGUUCCAAUUCUUCGACAUUGCCCCGCUGGGUCGCAUCCUGAAUCGCUUCUCGUCCGACGUCUACACCAUCGACGAUUCGCUCCCGUUCAUCCUGAACAUACUACUGGCCCAGUUCUUCGGCCUGCUUGGUGCCCUCGCCAUCAGUCUAUAUGCAAUGCCCUGGCUGGGGCUGCUCGUCGUUCCGCUGUGCCCGAUCUACCUAACACUGCAGAAUCAGUACCGAUACGCAUCACGGGACAUCAAGCGACUAUCGAGCAAUGCCCUGUCACCGCUGUAUACUCACUUUACGGAAACGCUUCAGGGGAUGGCCACGAUCCGAGCGAUGCGAGGUGAAGCUCGAUUUAAGAAAAACUUCCUCUUCAAGCUUGGCGAAAGCAUUAAGGCUCAACUUUCGUCAUCUGCUGCCCAACAGUGGCUCGGAUUGAGGCUUCAACUGCUGGGGGCUUUCCUGGUGGGUGGGGCCGGAUUGCUAGCAGCUAUCACUUCCGCUCACCUAACCUCACCGGAAAUGGUUGGCCUAACGAUUUCCUACGCCCUAUCGAUCACUGGGUUGCUGUCCGGAUUGCUCAAUGCAGUAUCCGAAACUGAACAGGAGUUUGUCGCAAUUGAAAGAGUUAACCAGUAUUGCGAAUUGGAGAAGGAAGUCAAUUGCGAAGGAUCGGCCGAUCCGCCAUUCGGUUGGCCCUAUCAAGGGGUUGUAGUAUUCGACAAUGUUUAUCUCAAUUAUCGCGAGCAUCUGCCUAUGGCGCUCAGGGGACUUUCGAUGCAUAUAACAUCUUGCGAGAGAAUCGGCAUCGUCGGAAGGACCGGCGCAGGUAAGACCUCUGUUCUAGCUUCAAUAAUGAGGGUGGCUCCCCUUUCGAAGGGUACCAUCACAAUCGACUGUGUAAACAUUGCAACCCUUCCACUCGACGUUCUGCGAAGUCGAAUUGCAGUCGUAUCACAAGAUCCUUUCCUGUUCAAUGGCACCAUUAGGGAGAAUCUCGAUCCCCGAGGGCUUCACCUAGAUUCGGAGAUUUGGGAAGCCAUCACUUGCUGUCUGGCAAGUCCUCUCGUGCAAGCCUUGGGUGGGCUUAACGCCAAGCUAGACCCCAGCGGAUCCAAUCUAUCCGCCGGUCAGAAGCAGCUUCUUUGCCUUACACGAGCUCUACUUAAAAAGUCCAAAAUCGUCCUAAUAGACGAGGGUACCGCCAACCUGGACUACGAAGCGGAAUCAGCCAUACAGCUUGUGCUGAAAAAUGCCUUCCGCGGGCGAACCGUAAUUCUGAUUGCUCACAGACUGAACGGGCUGCAAAAUACCGACCGAAUCGUUGUGAUGAAGGAAGGCGAAAUCACCGAACAGGGACUGCCCCGAGAACUUGCCCUUAAUGCGGAAACACUGUUUCACUCGAUGCUCCAGGAGCAGCAGAAUACAACCUUUGCCAAGUUGUAAGUCCUAGUCCCGAAAUGGAAUUCUGAUAUUUUUACUACGUAUUAAAGCAUUAACAUUGUUUUUUUUUUUUUUUUGGAAAAAUACUGCUUUUUCCACAAACUGCUUUUAGUUCUUAACAAACCGUUUCCUUCAGAAAAUAGUUUCUAGAUAAUUUUAGGAUGGUCUAAAUAAGCGUUGUAAAAAAAGAAGAAGAUUAUAAUCACAUUAUAAAACUCUAAA
Ochlerotatus camptorhynchus is the source of this 5165-nucleotide messenger RNA. Its product is annotated as ATP-binding cassette sub-family C member 10. Gene Ontology annotation, cellular component: membrane. The transcript has 4 exons. Gene Ontology annotation, biological process: transmembrane transport. Bases 312 to 4946 code for a protein of 1544 amino acids. NCBI's taxonomy places the organism in Eukaryota, Metazoa, Arthropoda, Insecta, Diptera, Culicidae. The record is from RefSeq and is a predicted model, not a curated record. Gene Ontology annotation, molecular function: ATP binding; ABC-type transporter activity; ATP hydrolysis activity.